Molecule: messenger RNA, 2769 nt
Organism: Xylaria bambusicola
Lineage: Eukaryota; Fungi; Ascomycota; Sordariomycetes; Xylariales; Xylariaceae
Exons: 3
Coding region: 617-2668 (683 amino acids)
Source: RefSeq, a predicted model, not a curated record
CCUUCCUACCUAAAACCAACCCAUUUCUCUCCGAUGCUUGCUAGCAACACUUGUUUUCCUCCAUGACUCCAACUCCAGAUUAUAUACUGAUUACCUUCGAUUCGACCAGAAGAACCACUGCUUUUCCUGACCUGGUGGCACCGUCGAGCUAGUGUUUCCUGGGGGUGAGCUAUGAGAGACGCGCAAUCCCUUGACCUGCCUUAAGGUGUACCUUGUCGAGAGACAACCUCAACGACGAUACGCUUCUCGACCCCGGCGUGGCCUGAGCCGCCUGUCUUUCCAACCGCAAACAAUGCCCUGCCUGUUCAAUUCCUAUUGCAGACGACCUACCAUUAUUCCACGAUAACAUUAGCUUGUGGAACAUUCAGUAACAACAAGAAAUACAUUAUUGGCACUGUUAAUUUGACUACUAACCAACGGGACUGGCCACGGGGACAUUCGAGAAGUGUUGGUUAAGAGGAGGUCUACAAGAUUGGCCUGAGUUGAUCCGUGUCAUCUCUCUUCACUUUAACGGAGAUAGCUCUUCUAAAGACCCAGGUGACUCUGUGUGACAUCCGCGUUCACAUUGAGACCUUAGACGACCCUUACGGCGGGAAAAGAGAAAAAGCACGACACGAUGGCUGGAAGACCACCACCAAUCUCACUCGAGGCAGCCCUUGAGGAAGAGCGGAAAGAAAUCGAGAGCCUGAUGUCCAUGCCAAAGGUCUCGAGGCGAGCACCUUCAGUUGGACCACGAUCUCCUUCACCAUACAUGAGGUCACCCGUCCGCAGCAUGCUAGAUAUAGAUAGCCCACCACCUACACGACAGGUCACUCGAAGUAUGCUCGACAUUGACAGUCCUCUGCCUACGCCAUCAAGCACCCACACAUCUCCUACACUUACUUUUAAAACGCCCGUAGCGGACAAUACUACACGCAACCGAAGCAUGUCAGAUGCAGCUUCGAAUCCUGUCCAUGACCUGGCUCCCCGCUCUCCACCCCUCGUCAGCUCGAGAAACACUGAUUUGACGUCUGCAUACAAGUUUCAUGAUAUUUUACCAACGAAUGUGGGACAAGCUUUGCCGCAUAAGCGAGGUUCGGGUGCUGCACCUCGCGCAGGCUCGCUAGGCGAGGCCCUCCGCGGAUCUGACCUGUCCAGCCUAGUACUACCCGGCGAGUCUGGGCGCCCCUUUGCAUUUCGUAAGAAUAAAUCCAAAUCUCCAAACAAUAGGUUUUCUAUGCGGUCAAGCUCGCCUUUUGGGAGUGCCUCCAAACGUUCGCCACCCCAGUUAGCCAAUACAUUAAUGUUAGAUAAUGGCGAAAUGCUUGAUAUGAACAAUGCCUAUCGGCGCCUUUCAGAUGCGAAUUUGAUAUACGGAGGGUCAAGCCUGGCUUCACUGGCUCGCAAGAAACCGGAUGACUCGGACGGCUAUGGACGAAUCGCAAAAGACAACCUCAGCCCUUAUGGAGAAUUAUUACCGGAUGAGAGCGAUGACGAUGCAGCGAAUUCCUCGGACGAGGAGGACCAGAGAGGUAGAAAACUAACAACACGAGCCGAGUCUGAAGAAGACGGCCAUUCCAGCCAGAAUAAGGCCGCUAAGAGCUUGCUGGCGGCUGUCGAGGAUGAGCGUAAACAAGUGGCCGUGCAGCCUCAAUAUAGGUCGUUGUUUGAUGAUACCCCGAUCACAGUCACGAGUCCAAAUGGUGAGAAAACGAAGGCUAAAUCGACGAAACAAGUAGUUCAGCCGGCGACUAGCUUUGACCAGGACCCCAUCUCAGGGACACAGACACCGCUUGACCCUGACCUGGACGCCGAUGUGAAUGCUAUCAAGGCAGCGCAGAAUCUCCAGCUUUCUUUAACUCCCAUUAUCUCGACACCAGAAGUGAACCGUACUAUCCGGAUCAUCUACCGAGGAGAGUUUCCGAAAAUCCAGAAGGAGGCCGAAGAAGAGCACAGGCGGCUAAGGAAAUACUUGGUGGCGACAGAUUUGAGCGACGAAUCCACGCAUGCUCUAGAGUGGGCCAUUGGAACCGUGCUCCGCGAUGGAGAUACUCUCAUUGCCAUGUAUUGCAUAGAUGACGAAGCUAGUGGCUCCGGAGAUGCGGGCGGCCCGGUGCUGGAUGAUCCGAAAGCCAUGAAAGAACAAGCGGCGGCAGUCAGUGCCAUGGCUAAGGCGAGUAAUGCGCGGGCCAGUCAGGGUAGCAGCAGCCCAAGUUCUUUCGCCUUCAGCCGAGCAACUAAUUCACCGCGCCUGCGGGCGACUGACGGUGGUAGUACCACAUCGUCACCGGCCCCCGGAUCAAGGAACAAAGGCAGAACCGAAGAGGAGAGAGAACGAGCCACUAUGGACAUCACAGAAAGGGUGUCAAAGCUACUACGCAAGACGCAACUUCAAGUGCGAGUAAUUGUGGAGGUGAUCCACUGUAAAAACCCGAAGCACCUUAUCACAGAAGUGAUUGACUUAAUCAACCCUACACUUGUGAUUCUGGGGAGCCGGGGAAGGAGUGCUUUGAAAGGCACCCUCCUGGGAUCGUUCUCUAACUAUCUAGUGACCAAGAGCUCCGUUCCGGUCAUGGUAGCACGCAAGCGGCUGCGUAAGAAGAGCAAGUAUCAGCCGCCGCCGAUGAAGCAGGUCAAUAACCUAGCCAACCCAUCAGCGCGAAGCCUGGAAACAGCGAGAAUUGACUAGUUGAACCACUACUUAUUUAGUUGAGGUCGAUACACUAGUUCUCCAUGAGCCUCUCUCAUUUACUUUCCUCUCUUUUCUUUCUCUUUUUGUCACGGUCCUUU